AUGACUAUACAAAGAGUUCAAUUAAAUAAUGAUAAUUAUAUGAGUUCAACAAAUCAACAACAAUCAUCACAACCACAAAUAAAUAAAUCUUUAAGAUCUAAAUCACCAAGUUUUCAAAAUAUUCAAGAUUUACAAGAUUUCAAAAUUCCUAUACCAGAAAGACCUGGUUUACAUGUAAAAAUCCCAUCAUCAGCACAAUUUGCUCCUUCACCAAUACCGAGAUCUAAUAGUAAAGGAAUAUUUGAAGAUAAAGAUCAGUUUAAAGAAGAUAUUUUAAAAUUUCCAUUUGAAUCAUCGCGUGCUUAUUCUUAUGCUCAUUUAUCACCAAAUUCUUUAGCUUUAAGAUUAAAUGUACUAAAAAGAUCUUUGGAAAUUUUAAAAGAUAGACCAGAUUUAUUCAAAUCUAUAACAAAUCAAAAUGAAGAUGAAUUAGCACUAAACAGAUCUAUAUCUAUUGAUGGAGCAUUUUCAAAUCCACCUACAAUAAAGUCAAGUAUAUUUUCUCACUCAAAUCAUAGUGCAGAUUUUUCAGAUUUAACAAGUUCUCCAAAAGAUCAAAAACAAUAUAAAUUACAAUCAAAUGCAUCAUCAGCUGCUUUAGCUGCAUUAUUUAGACCAAGUCUACAAAGAUCUGAUAGUUUACCACCAGAAUCAUCAGAGGUUAGAAAAACUUCUGCACCACCAGCAUUACAAGAAAUAACUCCAAUCACCAACACCACCACUACCAACAAUUCAAAAGAUGAUUUUAAAGAUAUUAUAAAUUUAUUGGAGAAUGACUUGGAGUCUGUUUCAGAAAAUUUUGAUAUAGCAUCAACUAUAAAAGAUUUAACUUUAUUCUCAGCAGAUGAACAACAUCAAAUAAAACAUGAUAUACUAAAGAAGAAAUUGAUAUAUGCAUUAGCCAUGCCAUUUAUAGAAAAUUCAGUCUUGACAUCGUCACUACUAGGAAAUGAUGAUCAAUCACAAAGUUUGGCGAGUGCAAAAUCAAGUUUAGCAUUAAAUUCCUUAAAUAAACCAACUACGAACAAAAGACCUUUCCAUUCAAUGCUUAAUAGUAAAUAUUCAUCACCACAAUCUGUAUUCACAAUAGAAUCCGAUUUGCCAUGGUCUGUAAAAGCAGCCAAUGAUUUAGCGUGUCUUAUGUUUGGUUUAUCAAAACAGAUAAUAAAAUCUUUAACUUUAAUGGAUUUGAUAGCUCCACAAUUUAGAGAUUUUGUACUAGGAAAACUUACAAAGUAUACAUUUGAAAAUAGUAAAAAAGAUAGUAUAAUUUUUGCAGGUGAAAUAGUUGCUAUAGUACGACCAGGUGAUAAAAAUUAUAGUUGGACUUCAUUAUGGGCCAAAAAAAAGGGUAACUUAAUAAUUUGUAUGUUUGAUCAAAUUCCGUGUGAUGCAUUUGACAUUAUAGUAAAUGAGAAUGGUUACAUAAUUGAUAAAAUUAAUGAAAUUGCGGGGAAUUUUAUACAUGAUUAUAAUAUUAAUACAAACAACCUAAAAGAAUUAAGUGAAACAUUAAGUGGUGACUUGGUGAAAGAUGAUGUUGAGUUUAUAAAUCAUACAAGAUAUUAUACAUUACAAGUUGAUAAUGGAAAUGAAAAUUUACCAUGUGCUAUUACUUCAGUGCCACUUGAUGGACAAAUUAAACUUAAAAUCCAUACAAUGCCGUAUAUUGCUGGUAUCUUUGUUAUAAAUGCAAGCAAUUUUAAAAUCUUGUCUUGUAACAAUGCCAUAGCUAGAAAUUUAUUUGGUAAGUCACUAGAAGAUUUGAAACAUCAUUCAAUUGAUGAAUUGAUACCGAACUUCACUAAAAUUUUAAAUGUUGGGUUGGAAGAAAAUAUUGAUACAUUACAAGUUGAAAACGGGUUGGUAUUACCGGAACAUUUUUUCAGAAAAUAUGAUGCUGUUUUAAAAUAUCAAAAUCAAACUAGGUUGGUAAAUACUGAAGAAGAUAUUUUUCUCAAUUCUUUAGGUAUUGAAGGUAUACAUAGAGAUGGUAAAACGUUAUUUGUUGACGUACAAGCUCGUGUAUCUGCCGAUGAUGCAUUAAUAGUCUGGGUGACAUAUUCAAGAAGUCAACAAGAUAAAGCUAUAGCCAAUGAAUUAGAAAAACUUCAAUCAACAAAUUCUUCAGCUAUAUCAUUAGCAUCAACAAUGUCACAACCACCAAUAAAACAAUCAAGAGUAAACAACCUUAAAAAGAGAGUUAAAACAAGAACAAAUUCAGCAAAUAAUUUACCAUCACAGCUAAAAUUAUUUGACGAUGAAAAAGAAAAAGACCUUAUGGAAUUUUCACCAAGAGAAAUUACAAGAUCACUGAGUACAAGAAGAGUUAAAACAAAGUCAUUUGCAAUUCCAGUAUCACAUUUAGAACCUUUUAUGUUUAACAAAACCAAUAAAUUUGAUUUAAAAAAUGAUGUUGAAUCAAUAGAACUGAAGGAUAUUACUCAAGAAGAUAUUGAAGAACAUGAACAAAAUUUCAAGAUACUACUUUCAGAAUACUCAGAAGAAGAAAUACUAAAACUAGAAAAUGACUCUCUUGAAUCUAUAAAAUCAGAAUCCAAGAAAUGGCCAACAGAAGUUGGAUUGUAUAGACGAUCCAAAAAAUUUUCAGAAUUUAAAAUUAUAAAACAAAUGGGAGAAGGUGCAUAUGGUAAGGUAGUAUUAGCUCAACAUAAAGAAGAUCCAUUAUAUAAAAUUAUAAUAAAAUGUAUAGACAAGGAAAGAAUUUUAGUUGAUACAUGGGUAAGAGAUAGAAAAUUAGGUACUAUCCCUAGUGAAAUUCAAAUAAUGGCAUUUUUAAAUUCCGAACCACACCCAAAUAUAAUGAGAAUAGUUGAUUUCUUUGAAGAUCAAAAAUAUUAUUACCUUGAAACUCCCAUUUUUGGAAAUCCACCAGCUAUAGAUUUAUUUGACUUUAUUGAAAUUAAAAAAGAUUUAACCGAAUUUGAAUGUAAAUUCAUUUUUAAACAAAUUGUUUCUGCUGUAUAUCAUUUACAUAAAGAAGGUAUUGUUCAUCGAGAUAUUAAAGAUGAAAAUGUCAUAGUUGAUGAAAAGGGACUAAUAAAACUAAUUGAUUUUGGUUCUGCGGGGUAUGUGAAACAAGGACCAUUUGAUGUGUUUGUUGGUACAGUAGAUUAUGCAUCACCAGAAGUUUUAAGAGGUGAAAAAUAUGAAGGCAAACCACAAGACAUAUGGGCGUUAGGGAUAUUAUUAUAUACAAUGUUAUACAAGGAAAACCCAUAUUAUAGUGUUGAUGAAAUAAUGGAAGGUGAAUUAAGAAUACCAUAUGUUAUCAGUGAAUCAAGCGUUUCAUUAAUAAAAAAAAUUUUAAUUAGAGAUGUUAGUAAAAGACCCACUAUUACAGAUAUAGUAGAAGAUAAAUGGCUACAAUUUUAA
This is a messenger RNA of Lodderomyces jiufengensis, 3396 nucleotides long. It is a transcript of the gene FUN31, whose product is annotated as serine/threonine protein kinase. Gene Ontology annotation, biological process: negative regulation of glycogen biosynthetic process; intracellular signal transduction; protein phosphorylation. Gene Ontology annotation, molecular function: ATP binding; protein serine/threonine kinase activity. The coding region runs from base 1 to 3396 and encodes 1131 amino acids. The record is from RefSeq and is a predicted model, not a curated record. Gene Ontology annotation, cellular component: cytosol; cytoplasm; nucleus. NCBI's taxonomy places the organism in Eukaryota, Fungi, Ascomycota, Pichiomycetes, Serinales, Debaryomycetaceae. The transcript has a single exon.